Messenger RNA from Cheilinus undulatus (humphead wrasse), 2718 nucleotides. RefSeq names its product fibulin 1 (gene fbln1). NCBI's taxonomy places the organism in Eukaryota, Metazoa, Chordata, Actinopteri, Labriformes, Labridae. The record is from RefSeq and is a predicted model, not a curated record. Bases 188 to 2266 code for a protein of 692 amino acids. Gene Ontology annotation, molecular function: calcium ion binding; peptidase activator activity. The transcript is spliced from 17 exons. Gene Ontology annotation, cellular component: extracellular region. Gene Ontology annotation, biological process: extracellular matrix organization.
UCACGCUGCAACUGCGACUCACCCAGCUUCAUCACAUCCACAUCUCUGCCUCUGCCGCGGACUCAAGCUUUAGUGUUUUUCUCUCAAAGGAGCCUUGCGGUUUAUUAACACAUCCCGCAGAAUAACUGGACGGUUAAAACUCGCGGAGUUAGUUUUUAAGUCUCUUAAUUUGAUUAACUUUCAUUCAAUGGGUCCGUGUGUGGUGCUGCUGUGCUCUCUGUUCGGAGUUCUCCUUGGACAAGGAGCUGAGCAGAUGUCAGUGGAGGACUGCUGUAAAGAUGGCCAGAAGCGGGGGAUGGAUAACCAGGACUGUGCAUCCCUUCCUCUUAUCUCGGGGUCUCCCACGUGCAUGAUCGUGCAGGAGCAAUGCUGUGUAUCAGUGCUGGAGGAUAACAUGUGCAACGCUGGCAUCAACAUGGCAAAAGACCAAGGAUUGUGUGAUACUUUGUUUGCCAACACAUGUGAGACCAAGACCACAAAGAUGUGCUGUAACUGCUGUCUCCUUGGAAAGGCCGCCCAGAAGCAUGGCCUCCCCUGUGACCACAACCUGUCCGUUAGCUACCAGUGUGGUCUGGUAUCCAGAGCCUGCUGCGAGUAUGGAGACCAGGACAACCAGACUGCACCCACAGGACAAACUGAAUUACUAAACCAAGAUGAAACCAUGGAAAAUGGAGAUAAUUCAGUACUAGCCGAUCAGUGCAAUGGUAAAUGUGCUCAUAUCUGCGUGAGCAAUGAUACCUGUUCCUGCUCUAAAGGCUACAAACUCAAACCAGAUGGAAAAAGUUGUGAGGAUAUCAACGAGUGUUUGCUUGGAGCCAGUAACUGUCGAGGAGGAGAGCGCUGCAUCAACACAGAGGGCUCGUUCCGCUGUCAGCGGGAGGUCAGCUGUGGGACUGGCUAUGAACUCACAGACAACAAUAACUGCAAAGAUAUUGACGAGUGUGAGACCAACAUCCACAACUGUGGACCAGAGUUUGAGUGCCAAAACACCCAAGGGUCAUUCAGAUGUCUUCCAAAGGUGAAAUGUGGUGCUGGGUUUAUCCAGGAUGCCCUUGGUAACUGCAUUGAUAUCAAUGAAUGUGUCACUCAGACGAAUCCGUGCCACCGAGGUCAGAUCUGUAUCAACACAGUCGGCUCCUACACCUGUCAGAGGAACUCUGUGAACUGUGGCAGAGGAUAUCACCUCAAUGAAGAGGGCACACGCUGUGUUGAUAUUGAUGAGUGCAAGGGUCCUGAGCCGGUCUGUGGAGGUCAUGGCUGCAUAAACAUGGUGGGCUCUUACCGUUGUGAGUGUGAGCCUGGAUACAUUUUCAACAGCAUCGGCCGGACCUGUGAGGAUAUUAAUGAAUGCAGACACUAUCCCGGCCGCCUCUGUGCUCACAAGUGUGAGAACACUCUGGGAUCAUACAAGUGUAGCUGCACCACCGGCUUCAAACUCUCUGCUGAUGGCAGGAAUUGUGACGAUUUGAAUGAAUGUGAAGCGAACCCCUGCAGUCAAGAGUGUGCUAAUGUGUACGGCUCCUACCAGUGUUACUGUCGCCGAGGCUACCAGCUCAGUGACAUCGAUGGCAUGACUUGUGAAGAUAUCGAUGAGUGUGCUCUGCCUACCGGAGGUCAUAUUUGCUCUUAUCGCUGUCACAACACUCCUGGCAGCUUCCACUGUUCCUGUCCUGUCAGCGGCUACACCUUGGCAUCUAAUGGGCGCAGCUGUCAGGAUAUUGAUGAAUGUUUGACGGGAACACACACAUGCACAGAGAAUCAGAGCUGCUUUAAUGUACAGGGUGGUUUCAGAUGUCUGUCCUUUGAGUGUCCUAACAACUACAGGCGUGUUGGAGAGACACUGACGAGGCUUGAACGCUCUGACACCAUCCGCUGCAUAAAGGCUUGUCAGCCCAAUGACGUCGCCUGUGUCCUGGACCCCACACACUCUAUAUCCCACACCUUCAUCUCCCUGCCCACCUUCAGAGAGUUCACCAGGCCAGAGGAGAUCGUCUUCCUGAGGACGACGGUGCCUGCUUAUGGAACUUAUCACUUGGGCAGCUACGACGUCAAGUUCGACAUCCUGGAGGGCAAUGUGGAGAACGCCUUUGACAUCCUGAAGCGGGUUGAGAAUGGAAUGUAUGUGGGUGUUGUUCGCCAGGUGAAGCCUCUGAUUGGUCCAGUUUCUACUGUACUCAAACUGUCCAUGCGCAACCUGACAACCCAGGGGGACUCUGGCCAGAACAUCAUCAACGUUCAUGUUUUUGUCUCUGAGUUUUGGUUCUGAAAAGAAGAUCCUAAAUUGUACCACAUGUAUUAAAGGAUGUAUGCUGUCAGCACUGUCCACAUUGGUUUGAUAAUAUCAAUGCAUAGAUCAGUGUCCAGGAUUCAAUGGUAUGCUUGAUUACUUCUGACAGUUUUUGAGAUGAAAGGCUGCAAACUGCUUUUGAUGAGAGGUUGGGUUGUUUUUGACAAGCUCAGCCAGAUGUGAAGUCCAAUGUUGCAUCUGGAAUAAUGGAGCUGAAUAUGGGGAGGCUUUAUUUCAUAAUAAAUUGAGGCUUCCAGAGCGUAUUUAAACAGAAAGUGCAUGCAUUUAGAAAGGAUAUGAUGAUAUAUUUCUUUAAUAUUCUUUUUUGACAUCAUAAGCCUUUGUUUUGUACCAUUCACUUUUCCUUUCUCACUGUAUGCAUUAGAUGAGCUAUUUUUUUCUAUGGAAUAAACACUAUUUUAUUUACUGAA